UAGAAGCGGUAGUCGUCAUGUCGGAUGAUAAAUUAGUUGAGAUACACCAAAGCGAUUGGACCAAACUAAGGGAUUUGUACGCCCACAGGGACACCGAUCCCCAAGGCUACCCGUGCAUAAAUAAUUUCAUCAACUGGGUGGAAAAAGAUCCGGAUCUGAAAGUGAAGUUCUAUUCGUUGAACGGUGAUUGGGAGAAAGAUGGAACCUUUGUUUUAACUUUUGAUUUAGGUAUUCCUACGAAACACCUUUACUUCAACACUUUGAGCGACAAUUUAGAACGUGUGACAAAAGGCCUAGAAUGUCUGACUUUCGUUAAUGGUGAAUUUAAUUUUUUUGGAUUCUGUUCCCGUCUGAAACCUAUCGUUGAACAUAUAAACAAAAAAUUUUACUCCACCAAUGAACUGGCUAUUGUAGAGACCGUUUGGUAUGGUGCGAGCAAGGAACUUAUAGAUACUUUUACUAUUGAGCUUCCUUCUGGCAUAACUCUGUUGAACCUGGCUGUUGAAGAUGCCGAGACCAUCAAUGAAAUCUGGCCACAUAAGGGGCCCGGCUCUAUAAACUUUGUGAGGCUUUUGAUUAGGCAAAAUACUUGCUUGGGGGCCUAUGAUGAUAGCGGAAAAUUGGUUGCCUGGUGCUUGAGAUUGCCCAUUGGAAGUUUGGGUUUGCUGCAAGUUUUGGAAUCGCAUAAGCGUCUGGGUCUCGGCAGCUUGUUGGUAAAAUCCAUGGCCAAAAAGAUUUCCGCCCUGGGAGAUCAAGUAACAGCGCCAGUUGUGACCGCAAACACUGCUUCAAGAAAUAUGUUCGAGAAAAUUGGCUUCCGACCUAUUGACACAACAUAUUGGGCUGGAUAAAAACGUUAACCAAGUUAAAGGAAAUCAGCCAAAUAAUAUAAAUUGCCAUCUAAGAGAACAAAUACUGUGGCCUGAAAAUUUGAAAAUACAUUGAUAUAUUCAUAUUGAGUUGACACAGUUGUUGUAGUAAAAACAUCACCUACGUACGUUAUAUUAUAUAUAUCAGCGAAAAUAAAUAUGUAAUAUCAUAAACAAUUAA
Drosophila ficusphila is the source of this 1050-nucleotide messenger RNA. RefSeq lists its product as uncharacterized. The record is from RefSeq and is a predicted model, not a curated record. Gene Ontology annotation, molecular function: acyltransferase activity, transferring groups other than amino-acyl groups. Lineage: Eukaryota; Metazoa; Arthropoda; Insecta; Diptera; Drosophilidae. Bases 18 to 851 code for a protein of 277 amino acids. The transcript is spliced from 4 exons.